CUCUCGUUUUGUGUAUAUAUAAAGCGGUACUGCAAAGGAAGGAAUCAAUUGAGAAAUAACAAAGUUACUUGGAUAGAUACUUAGAGUUACAGCAAAACUUUUACAUACAGAAGAGCCGGAAAGAAAACCAUUGUUAUUGUGAUUAUUAAACGUAGACAACAGUGAAACAAAAAUGAAAGGAAAAGGUCCAGCAAUUGGAAUUGAUCUUGGAACAACUUAUUCUUGUGUUGGUGUUUUCCAACAUGGAAAAGUAGACAUUAUUGCCAACGACCAGGGGAACAGAACAACUCCAAGUUAUGUGGCUUUCACGGAUACUGAAAGACUUGUUGGUGAUGCAGCUAAAAACCAAGUAGCAAUGAACCCUAAAAAUACAAUUUUCGAUGCCAAGAGACUGAUAGGCAGAAACUUUAGUGAUUCAACAGUUCAGUCAGAUAUGAAACACUGGCCAUUCAAAGUCAUCAACAAUGGAGGGAAACCAAAACUACAAUCUGAAUACAAAGGAGAAACAAAAACAUUUACCCCAGAAGAAAUAAGUUCAAUGAUUUUGGUAAAAAUGAAAGAAACUGCUGAAGCAUAUCUUGGAAAGAAAGUUACAGAUGCCGUCAUCACAGUACCUGCAUACUUUAAUGAUUCUCAAAGAUUAGCAACAAAAGAUGCAGGCAUUAUUGCAGGACUUAACGUUAUGAGGAUAAUAAACGAACCAACGGCUGCUGCUUUAGCUUAUGGUCUUGAGAAGAAUUUAUCAGGCGAGAAAAACGUUUUGAUAUUUGAUUUAGGAGGAGGAACAUUUGACGUUUCAAUUCUUACGAUAGACGAGGGUUCAUUGUUCGAAGUUCGCUCCACAGCAGGAGAUACUCACCUUGGAGGCGAAGACUUUGACAACAGAAUGGUCAAUCAUUUUGUAAAUGAAUUCAAGAGAAAGUGUGGAAAGGACAUUACUGGGAAUAAUCGUGCAAUCAGAAGACUGAGAACUGCAUGCGAGAGAGCAAAGAGAACCUUAUCAAGCAGCACAGAGGCAAGUGUGGAAAUUGAUUCAUUAUUUGAGGGUAUUGACUUUUACACAAAGGUAACCAGAGCACGAUUUGAAGAACUGUGCUCAGAUUUGUUCAGAACAACACUUGAACCAGUUGAAAAAGCUUUAAGAGACGCUAAACUCGAUAAAAGUAGUAUUCAAGAGAUUGUACUUGUCGGAGGUUCAACAAGAAUACCAAAAAUACAGAAAAUGCUGUCAGAAUUUAUGAAUGGAAAAGAACUGAACAAAUCUGUUAACCCAGACGAAGCUGUGGCCUAUGGGGCAGCCGUACAAGCAGCUAUCCUGUCAGGCGAUCGUAGCGACACCAUCAAAGAUGUACUUUUAGUAGACGUAGCUCCACUGUCCCUUGGUAUUGAAACAGCAGGUGGCGUUAUGGCAAAAGUGAUUGACAGGAAUACAAAGAUCCCUACAAAGGCCUCACAGACAUUUUCAACGUAUUCAGACAACCAACCAGCAGUUAGUAUUCAGGUUUUUGAAGGUGAAAGAGCAAUGACCAAAGACAAUAAUCAUCUAGGAAAAUUCGAUCUAACAGGUAUUCCACCAGCUCCCCGCGGUGUGCCUCAGAUUGAAGUAGAAUUUGAUAUUGAUGCAAAUGGACUUUUGAAUGUAUCAGCUCAAGACAAAAGCACAGGAAAUUCAAAGAAAAUAACAAUCACAAACGACAGAGGAAGGCUCAGUAAAGAGGACAUAGAUCGUAUGGUUUCUGAUGCUGAGAAAUAUAAAGAUGAAGAUGAAAAACAAAAGCAGCGUAUCACAGCAAGAAAUCAACUAGAAAACUAUAUAUUCAGUGUUAAACAAUCUAUAGGAGACUCGGGUGAUAAACUGUCAACACAGGACAAAGACGAUGUAUCCAACGCUUGUGAAGAAUUGCUUAAAUGGUUGGAUCAUAAUUCUCUGGCAGAGAAAGAGGAAUAUGAGGACAAAAUGAAAGAACUCCAGAAAAUAUGUACCCCAGUUAUGACAAAACUUCAUGGCGGUGCUCAAAACGAACCAAGCGGACAAAAUAAAAGUCAGAAUACUGCCGGUGGGCCUACUGUGGAAGAAGUUGAUUAAAUAGUAGAAACAAUUUGAUGAAUUCUUAUUUUUUUUAUACUUUUAUAUUCUGUUUGCUACCUCACUUUUUAUCAAUUGUUUUAAUGAUUGUUGUUGAAUCAUAUAAGUUCAGUUAAGAAUUUGUUAUGAUAAUAAAUUGUUAAACGUA
This is a messenger RNA of Mytilus californianus (California mussel), 2234 nucleotides long. Its product is annotated as heat shock protein 70 B2-like. Bases 173 to 2086 code for a protein of 637 amino acids. The record is from RefSeq and is a predicted model, not a curated record. Lineage: Eukaryota; Metazoa; Mollusca; Bivalvia; Mytilida; Mytilidae. Gene Ontology annotation, cellular component: cytoplasm. The transcript has 2 exons. Gene Ontology annotation, molecular function: ATP hydrolysis activity; heat shock protein binding; ATP binding. Gene Ontology annotation, biological process: cellular response to unfolded protein; protein refolding.